Messenger RNA from Vanrija pseudolonga, 1702 nucleotides. It is a transcript of the gene amk2, whose product is annotated as 5'-AMP-activated protein kinase subunit beta. The record is from RefSeq and is a predicted model, not a curated record. Gene Ontology annotation, biological process: signal transduction. Gene Ontology annotation, cellular component: cytoplasm; nucleotide-activated protein kinase complex; nucleus. The coding region runs from base 1 to 1656 and encodes 551 amino acids. Gene Ontology annotation, molecular function: protein kinase binding. The transcript has 3 exons. Lineage: Eukaryota; Fungi; Basidiomycota; Tremellomycetes; Trichosporonales; Trichosporonaceae.
AUGGGAAAUACUCCGUCACACGCUCACGGAUCACCAGCAAGAGGUGACGGUGCUGGCCCAAGCCUAGGCCGCGCCGGCUCAACCUCGCGGCGGCACGCACCAAACCUCCGCCUGCCCAUGCCCCAGCGGCCACCAGCACACGUAUCGCCCCAGUCAUCAAACCCAACGUCACCAUCAGGCCGCCCAGGCUCGCCGAGGCGGCGCAAGAGCCUCGAGCUGCCCGACAUGCAGAAACUCAGCUUCACCCCCGCCGCGCCCCAGCCCACAACGGCAACCACCACGUCCAAUGCCAACGCCGCGCCCAACGCAAAGGCACCAGCAGCCGCCGCGCCAGCCCCACCAGCACCAGCACCCGCCAACGCCAACGCCGCCGCCGCCGCCCCGCCACCCACAUCACCGGGCUCGUCGAGAAAAUGGCAGCAGGCGCUCGGUGGCCGCGUCGCGUCCCCACUCGGCGGACCGGGCCUCGCACCCAUGUCCAAAGUGGACAACAAGGUGAUUCCCGGCGUGACCGUCGUGCCCGUCAACGACUCGUCGACCUACUUUCCAUCGCAGCCCAUCCCCAUCCGCUCCCCGCGUGCCGGAGCAGCCGACCUGGCGCCAGCCACGGCAGCCGCCAACGCACACGAGCGACCACACCCCCCAUCCGCAAGCCGCAGGCCAGAGGUCAAGCCUGCCGACACGCCAGUUCGGACUGGCCUCACGCCCCCUCCACCCACCGUGUCGCCGACGCCACCGCCUGCCGCCGAUGCGGGCACGGCAGCCAACGACGGACUCGUCGAUGUCCCCAUCCAGUGGAACGGCGGUGGCAAGAACGUCUACGUCACGGGCAACUUUGCUGACAAGUGGCGCGGGCGUAUCAAGCUGAAGAAGAGCACACACGACUUUAACACGAUUCUCCGUCUCGCGCCGGGCCAGUACAGGCUAAAGUUUAUCGUCGACGACAGCUGGCGGUGCUCCAAGGCGAUCCCGACGGCGACAGACGACGACGGCACGCUCGUCAACUGGAUCGAGGUCGAAUCGCCCAAGACGGAGGCCGAGCUGCAGGCCGAGUGGGCCAUGGAUUCGAAGCCGGCCGUCAAGGCCGAGGACGUCGACGACAGCCAGUGGACGUCUGAGAUCCCAGCGUCCCUCGUCCUGUACCAGUACCUCGAGGAGCUGCCGCAAAUGUUCCCGCCAGACGUGCUCAAGCAGUACGUCGCGAGCAGCCCGUACUUUUCGCCCGUGCCCAAGCCGCCCCAACUCCCGCGUAUCCUCGAAAAGGUCAUCCUCAACACGGACACGCGCCGCCCCGACCCGAGAGAACAGGACGGCCCGCCCACCGUCGGUAUCGACGACAAUUCGAUUCUUGCGACGCCGAGCCACGCCGUGCUGAACCACCUCAUGGCGAGCGCAAUCAAGAACGGGACGCUGGGUGUGGGCACGACGACAAGGUACAGGAAGAAGUACAUUACGACCAUGUUCUUCCGCCCGACGCCAUCUGACCUCAUGCCUACGCAAGAGCAGGCUGCGGCCGGUGCGGCCGCCGCCGCCUCCGGAGCAGCCCCCGCCACGACCGAGGCCAACGGCGCCGCCGCGCCGCCAGCCGACGCGGCCGACCCCCCUGCGCAGCCUGCAGAGCACGCCGCGCCCGUCCCCCCUGCGGCCGCGCAGUGAGCCCCCGCACUUGUACAUACGUGCCACGCACCAUGAUCAUGUAGAC